AUGGGGGUAAUAUUUCAUGAUACUGUUGGUAAAGUCAAGGCGUCAUGGACCCCAAUCCAAAGGAUAACUGAGGGUCUAAUUAAGGUAAUAGUCGCCACGGUCGUGGUCUCGUCAUCAGCGGCUCCCCAAGGCUAUCACCUAGAUACGCCUUUAGGACCAAGCUUUGGAUUAAGAGGUUCAGGCUCAGGAUUUGGAAGAGGAGUUUCAGGGGUAGGGUUUGGAAGAGAAGGGUUAGCCUCAGGUUUUAGCUCAGGAGGAUGCGGGCCCGGAAGGGUGCUGCAUGUUGACGGCAGAUGCGUCAUUCCACGCGUCAACCGCAAGGUUUACUUGUAUGACACGCCACCCGUACCAGUGUCCCAUGGUCCCCCACCAUACAUUCCAGAACCAACCGUUGAGACAAACAUCUUGUUCAUCCGAGCACCAGAACAAGGACAAGGACCAGAUCCUAUUGUUAUACCUCCUCCUAGACAAGAACACGUCGUGUACGUUCUCAACAAAGAGUCGCCACAGCAACAGGAAGUGAUCGAACUCCCAGCUCCCCCAGCAAGUGAACCUGAAGUUUAUUUUGUGAACUACGGUGACGGUGAGAACCCGGUUCUUCCAAGCGGCGUUGAUCUCCAGACUGCCCUGAACGCUGCUUCCCAAGGUGGUGGUCAAGUGGUAGAAGGCGGUGCUGGAGGCGUUGUGGGAGGUUUCGGAGGCAGUGGAGGAAUCAGUGCAUUCGGAGGAAGUGGAGGAAUCGGAAGUGGAGGAAUCGGUGGAUUUGGAGGAAGUGGAGCAAUCGGUGGAUUCGGAGGAAGUGGAGAAAUCGGUGAUUUCGGAGGAAGUGGAGGAAUCGGUGGUUUCGUGGGAGGUGGAGAAAACAGUGGAUUCGGAAGCAGUGCUUUCAACGGCGGUCUCGUGAGCGGUGGCAACAGCGGAGAAUUAGUCGUCAGUAGAGGAGAUCGACAGAUCGAGCGGGGCAGAGCGGUUUGGGGAGCAAGUUUUGGUGCUGCAGAAUAUGAGAAUGCUUGA
Molecule: messenger RNA, 1014 nt
Organism: Penaeus indicus
Lineage: Eukaryota; Metazoa; Arthropoda; Malacostraca; Decapoda; Penaeidae
Product: pupal cuticle protein 36-like
Exons: 4
Coding region: 1-1014 (337 amino acids)
Source: RefSeq, a predicted model, not a curated record